UGCAGGAAGUGUAGUAGCAUGGCGCGAUAUGCGUAAAUGGGUGUAGCAAAAUGACCAGCACACAUAGAGUGAGAUAAUACUGUACUAUAUUGUUUUUUUUUUUUAGAAUUGUAUGAAAAUACUUUGUUUCUGGUCUUUCGGUUGAGGUAGUACUUCCUGCAUGAGUGGAGCGAUUGGACUCGUUUGCUCAGGGUUCAUGUAGCUUGAAGCAAUUGUGGAAACAAUUAUAGUUGCAAUUCGCUUUCACAGUCCUGAAAAUCAGUGAUGGCUAUGGAUGUGACCUUCCUGGGAACAGGAUCUGCGUAUCCGUCUCCAUCGAGGGGAGCUUCGGCUGUUGUAUUCAGGACAGAAGGAGAAUGUUGGCUGUUUGAUUGUGGCGAGGGGACUCAGACCCAGUUUAUGAGAAGCUCCCUCAGAGCAGGUAAGAUUACAAAGAUCUUUAUUACACAUCUGCAUGGAGAUCAUUUAUUUGGACUUCCAGGUCUGCUCUGUACUGUGAGUUUACAGCUUGGUUCUACACCACCAAAACAACCUGUUGACAUUUAUGGUCCAGUGGGACUGAGAGAUUUUGUUUAUAGAAGUCUUGAGGUAUCUAAUUCACAGCUUGUCUUCCCAUAUCAUGUCCAUGAGCUGGUGCCUUCUCAAGAUCAAUGUCCAGAAGAAGAAUUCAAGGUCUCAUCUAUAGUUAACAAAGAAAAUGAUGAAGCUAUCGAGGAGACUGGAAGGACUAUAUAUAUGGAUUCUGAAGACCGUUCCUAUAUAUUGUUUAAAAGUGAUCAGUUUACAGUGAAAGCUUUCAAACUUUUUCAUCGCAUACCAUCCUUUGGGUUUGUUAUUGAAGAGAGAGAACGACCAGGCAAACUCAACAUGGAAAAACUCAGAGCCCUCGGUGUUCAGCCAGGACCUAUAUGUGGAAAGUUGAAAAAUGGAGCUAAUGUCCUCCUUGAAAAUGGACUAACUGUCUCCCCUUCUGAUGUUUUAGAAGACCCCCUUCCUGGUAGAAAAAUAUGUAUUUUAGGGGACUGCUCAGGAAUUGUUGCAGAAGAAAGUGUUAAGCUUUGUUAUGAGGCCGACUUACUGAUUCAUGAAGCUACCCUAGAUGAUGAACAAAUAGAUAAAGCUAAGGAACAUGGCCAUAGCACUCCAAAAAUAGCUGCUGAGUUUGCAGUUUUAUGUAAAGCUAAGAAGCUUGUGCUUACACACUUCAGUCAAAGAUAUAAACCACCAGGUCUGAUUACAGAAGGGGAUGAAGAUGUCACUGUGCUUAAGAAGCAAGCAGAAAGCAUAUUAAUCAACCAGGAAGUGAUCUUAGCAGAAGAUUUUAUGACAAUUCCAGUUACAAUUAAGAAACCAAAAUAAGAUUGUCCUUUCAGACACGUUGUGUUUGUAUGGCUAGAAAAGCAUUGGCAAGAGAGAAAUGGUUUGAGAAAGCACCAAGCAGGAGACUCUCUGAGAAGUUAGUUUUAAUUUUUUUUAUGGUGUAAGGGGUUAAAAAAAAAGUUCCACAGUAAGUUGUGCAAAAAUGACUUGCUCUAAAAUUAGACAGUGUCAUUUUUCCUACUACAGUAUCCCAUUAAAUAAUGCCAGUAUGUUAUUUAUGUCCCUUUUAAAAUGAAGUUACAAUAUCUGUUUUAUUGUUUUUUAUUAUUUUAGACUUUAUCUGAACUUAAAUAAAAAAUAUUUAA
Molecule: messenger RNA, 1685 nt
Organism: Bombina bombina (fire-bellied toad)
Lineage: Eukaryota; Metazoa; Chordata; Amphibia; Anura; Bombinatoridae
Gene: ELAC1
Product: elaC ribonuclease Z 1
Exons: 4
Coding region: 265-1359 (364 amino acids)
Cellular component (GO): nucleus
Molecular function (GO): 3'-tRNA processing endoribonuclease activity
Source: RefSeq, a predicted model, not a curated record